GAUGGUGUUGGAGCUGUGGAGUUUCGUGACCGCGAGGGGCAGCAGCAGCAGCAGCAGGAGCAGCUGGUCGUGAAAAGCACGGGCUUGCGCAGCAGCGGACGUCAUUUGUGCGGAGAUAGGUUUGGCGAGUGGGAGCAGGCAGGCAGGAUAGUCAGUGACCGCGCGGGCGGAGCGGGUGUGGGCGGAUUUUUUUGAGCAAGUUGCGAUUUGGUGCGUGAGUUGUAUGUGAGGCGGUGUUCGUGACGAGGAGUGGAUGUUGCUUGGAGAGUGAUUCGUGCGCUGCCGGUGGGUGGAUCCGACGAUUGCGUCACAGGAAGACCGGGAUUCGAAUAGAUUAAGUUUGAUAUAUUUGUAAAAUAUUGGCUCGAGCGAGAUCUCUCGGUGUGAUCGCUGCUGCAUUCGGUGGACGGAGCUUUUAGAGAGCGAGCGAGCCGGCAGGCAGGCGGGCGAGCAGGCGAGGGCGAAGAGGAGGACGAGAACAACUCGUGAGGAAAAAGAUGUUGCUGUCUUCGGGAUUUAUUGGGCUUUGUGGUGACUUGGGUACACGGAAUGCGAAGUGAACCCAGGGCGUAGGAAUGGCAGGUUCAUCGGUUUCCUUGAGUCAGUUUCACACUAGACUAUCUCCACCUUCAGCUUUAUGGACCGCAGAUAGACCUCUGUCAAUCAGGACUAAGGUGUUCGAGACUUCCCCUUCAGCGUCGCCGACGAGCACGAAAAGCCCGACAGCAGCUUUGUUGAGAAGUCCUCUUGCCUUCGAUGUGAAUGCAUCCUGUUCUAGUCCAAGAUCUUCGUUUGGGACAAAUUCUUGUGCAAGUCCACGUACCGGCCAUGUUGGCAACGGCGCACCACAAUUUCAAUCAAGUACAGCCACCGGAAGUGUCUCCGAUCCGUCAUUUCUCUACGUCAAACCUCAAACACAAAUCGAAAAGCCGGUCACACUCUACGAUGUACUGGGCAUCUCUGAUCUGGUGACCGAUGAUGAGAUCAAGGCCGCGUUUAGAAGUAUGGCGAAGAAAUUUCAUCCAGAUCAAGCUCCUCCAGAAAAAGUCAACGAUUUUCAGCAGAAGUUUAUGGAGGUUCACAGGGCCUACUCGAUACUCAAGGAUCCGCGAACAAGGGCACUGUAUAACUAUGAGAUUAAGAACACUCUUCUCAGCAGACAGUGGAGACAUGACGAGCGGAAAGGACAAUGGCGUGGGCGCAACUGGGAAACCGACCAAUGCUGGACCUUGUAGGCUGUAAAUCAUAUAAGCUGAAUGUGAAUCGUCUGUAGCAGGGUGUAGUGUCCGAAUUUGAGCAGACGUAUUCAGUCAACAUAUCAUCGGGAAUCGGUAGCAGAAUCCUGGGGUAUUGUAAACUGUGCGUGACCUUCCAUUUCUUCGAAUUUGGUCCCGGAGAGUUGUGUGUCGUCUCCAGCCGAAGGCCUGCUGGGAGAUACAAGUCGCUUCAAUGUCGUAACAUGAAGCACCAUCGAGCUGGUCAGGUCAUGUAUCAUAAGCGGAGAGUUGGUGACGAAGAUUGAGGAUACAGAUUUGGUACCUUUCAGUUUUGCAUCUCCCCUCCUAUCAGAGAUAGUGUUAUAUAAUAAUGGACAGGAGGCAUGUGUUGUCGUUGCCUUAUGUAAAAUACCCAAAUCUAGAAAGAAAUAUGUGAAGUUCUCUGGAGGUCCCUGUACAUUACCUCCGUCCUCUAGCAGUCAAUCUGGUAAUGCAAAUCCAGCCGAAGGAUUCCAGUUUUGACCUCCAUUGGUAUGUCCCAUGUUAGGUAGACAAAGGAUCACGGAAGUAGUUUUUUGUCUCAUCGCCGUGACUGUCUAGUCUGCUUUUGCUGUGGUUCCCACUUUACAACUACGAGACGGUACAUGGCGGUAGUAAACAUUUUUCGAGGCAGAGUAGAAGAUGCAGGGAGCUUUGGCAGUUCUGUCAUUUUGAAAAGGUAAAGAAGUUGUAUACUACUUACUUUCGCGCAGAUGUUUUUGUUCAUGAAGAAUCAUGGUGUACUUCCUGUGAUCUUGGAAUACAAAGAAUCUUCAGAUCUUAAAGCCC
Marchantia polymorpha subsp. ruderalis is the source of this 2045-nucleotide messenger RNA. Lineage: Eukaryota; Viridiplantae; Streptophyta; Marchantiopsida; Marchantiales; Marchantiaceae. The record is from the annotation of a GenBank genome assembly.